This is a messenger RNA of Trichobilharzia regenti, 357 nucleotides long. The record is from the annotation of a GenBank genome assembly. NCBI's taxonomy places the organism in Eukaryota, Metazoa, Platyhelminthes, Trematoda, Strigeidida, Schistosomatidae.
AUGGAUAAAUCAAGGCCUAUGAAUCUAGUACCGGAGCCUAUUGAGGCAGAUGAUCUUUCGUUACCGAAUUCACAGUCUGGUGGAGACGAAGAGAAAGAAAAACAAAGAGCCGCUCUUCAGAUAAUGCGCGAAGCUCGUAGGCAGUCAAAGUGGAGUUCCCGGGCUGCUAAGGAGAGGGCUACUCACGAACGUGAGGAGGCCGAGAGACGUCGACUUGAGGCAGAACUCUCUUUAGAAGCUGAAAGAAAAAGGAAGCAAGAGUUGCGAGGCAUUGAGGAAGAGAAGCGUCUACUUGUUGAAGCUAGAAAGCAUGAAGAUAUUGCCAAGCGCAAUGGUUGGUACACCAGAAGGUAUUAA